This is a messenger RNA of Mangifera indica (mango), 1732 nucleotides long. RefSeq names its product transcription repressor KAN1-like. Gene Ontology annotation, biological process: abaxial cell fate specification; regulation of DNA-templated transcription. Bases 311 to 1492 code for a protein of 393 amino acids. The transcript is spliced from 6 exons. Gene Ontology annotation, molecular function: transcription cis-regulatory region binding. The record is from RefSeq and is a predicted model, not a curated record. Gene Ontology annotation, cellular component: nucleus. Lineage: Eukaryota; Viridiplantae; Streptophyta; Magnoliopsida; Sapindales; Anacardiaceae.
UCGUUAUGGAUGUUUGUUUCUUGGACUAGCAAAUCUUUUCUCUUCUUCCUUGUCAUUUGCCACUAUUUUUAGGUUUUUCUUGAGGGGUUUUGUUUGAGAAAUUGUAAAAGUCUGUCUGUUGAUUACCCACUUUUUUUUAGGUUUUUUUUUUUUUUUUUUUUGAGGUGGGGUUUAUAGAAAGUCUUCAAAUUAUCUCUAAGAGAUGAAUAUGGUUUCUUGAAUCAUCAUUUCAAGUCAAAUUCCUGAGCUUUCCACCUCCUAUAUCUCUUCUUAGGUUCUCUUGAGGGGGGUUCUUGAGAGUUUAUGAAGUAUGUCUACAGAAGGCUGGUUCAAUGAAUCAUCUUCUUCUUCUCCUCUGAGUCAAAUUCCUGAUCUUUCUUUACAAAUAAGACCUCCAAAUAGUGCUCCUUCAAUUUCUACAGCCACAAAUGAAGACGAAGAAGAAGAUUCAACCUUCGAUAUUUGGCAAAAUGACCUAAAAUCUCACAGCCAUACCUCCAUUAAAGCUCCAGAGAAAGCAGCGACUGUAGACACCGAGCUCUCUCUAGCUAACCCUGCCGCUUUCAACCCAGAAGACGAGAGUCGUCAGAGAAGAAGAAGAAGUUGUUUACUUCAUCCAUCCCAAAUAAGUCAUCUCAAUCAUGGAAUUUCUCUCCUUGAUGUUUCAGGAUUCAAACCCAUCAAAGGGAUUCCAGUUUACAACUUGCCAUAUUUUGAAAUCCCAUAUUCUUCACGUUCAUCUCAAUUGAUGAGCUCUUCGUAUGGAGCUUACAGAUCGAUUCUAGGAGCUGCACCACCAAGGUUUAAUGGUGGGAUAUCAUCAGUGGAGCCUGAGUUUCAAUAUGAAGUUGGAGUUGGCUCUUCGGAGCUGUUGAAUUGCAAGAUUAGAUCAAGAUUUAUCCCUCAUAAGCUUCAUCAUCAAAACAAGAGGAAUAUUAGGGCUCCAAGAAUGCGUUGGACUAGCUCUCUUCAUGCUCGUUUUGUUCAUGCAGUUGAACUCCUCGGCGGCCAUGAAAGGGCAACUCCAAAGUCAGUUCUUGAAUUCAUGGAUGUCAAAGAUCUUACACUAGCUCAUGUCAAAAGCCAUUUACAGAUGUAUAGAACUGUUAAAAGCACUAACAAGCCUGGAGCUUCCUCAGGUAACGAAGACUUCUUCUCAGUAGCAACUUCUCUUCAUCAAAAUGAUAACUCUUUAAUCAUUGAGAAUGGAGUUUCAAAUGAAUCGCCAGAAUAUGUCAAUGGUCACCCUUCUAAUCUAAGGAAUGAACUUUCUAGUGAAGGAGAUUGGCUACAAAACAGUUCAAGUAAUGUGGAUGAGCAUAGAUCAGAAACAGAAAUAUCUAAACAACAAUCACCUGAAUUUCAAUCUCAGGGAAGCACUUUUGCUCAAGCCAGAAGCACUUUUUUUGAAUCCAGUAUAGUGGUUCAGCAGAAUCCAAGCUUAGAAUUCUCCCUAGGAAGAUCAAACUGCUGCAGCAAAGAACAUGACUGAACUAAGUAAAUUAACAAGCAAAUAAAUAAAUAAAAAUAAGGGUAUCUGUUAGGGCUGGAUUUGAUUCCAAUUUGUUUAAGCACAAAUAUUUGAAUCAAUUCAAAUUUGACUUAUUCAAUUCGAGCCUAAGAAGCUUGGAUAGAAUCCAGCCUUAGGUAUUGUAAAGCUAUGGAGGGUUAUUUUAUUUGACUGAUAAUUUUUUCUAUUUCACAUGCAAUUAUUGGAUCCGUUUCUUGCUGA